Messenger RNA from Zea mays, 1907 nucleotides. Its product is annotated as phospholipase A1-Igamma1, chloroplastic. The record is from RefSeq and is a predicted model, not a curated record. The transcript has a single exon. Gene Ontology annotation, molecular function: glycerophospholipase activity. The coding region runs from base 291 to 1769 and encodes 492 amino acids. NCBI's taxonomy places the organism in Eukaryota, Viridiplantae, Streptophyta, Magnoliopsida, Poales, Poaceae. Gene Ontology annotation, biological process: lipid metabolic process.
GUGGGCCUCGGGCCUUAGCCUGGUUGAAUAGUACACGGGCAUCUUCUACAAGAGGCAGAAGGAAUAGCGACAAGGAAAGGCAGAACAGAUACAGUAUCGUCUUCCUCCUUCCUAGCUGUUGUUUCCUAUCUCUAGCUUCUUCUAGGGUUAGUCCUCUACCUCUCCCUGCUUAGCGUGCUCCUGAUCUUUUAGCCCGAUAUCGUGUACCUCUGCUUUUCCUUCCUGUUAUCAGUAAAACCAGUGGUGCUCUGUACUUCUGACUGCAUCCGUGGAGAGGGGUGCUAACAAUCAUGUCGCAGCGCCGCCGUCCUCGUCGUCGUUCUUGUCAUGCCGUCGCCCCGGUCGACAAAACCACAACCGACCGCGACCACGCGACGCCCCUUGUCAUGGACGUGGACCGCGUCUCUCAUCCGGCCGAGACGACGUCCGGGCGCUCCGACGACGGGGAAGGGGAACUGGCCGCGAGGUGGCGGGAGAUCCACGGCAGCGACCACUGGGAGGGGCAGCUGGACCCCAUCGACGCGGUGCUCCGCGGGGAGCUCAUCCGCUAUGGCGAGUUCGCGCAGGCGUGCUACGACAGCUUCGACUACGACCGCUUCUCCCCUUACUGCGGCAGCUGCAGGUUCCCGGCCAAGACCUUCUUCCAGGACGUCGGCCUCGGAGGCGCCGGCUACCAGGUUAGCCGCUACCUCUACGCCACCUGCAACGACCUCAAGCUCCCCAACUUCGGGGGCCGGAAGCACAGCUCCGCCGCCAACGACAAGCUGUGGAGCGAGCUGGGCACGUUCAUCGGCUACGUGGCCGUGUCCACAGACGAGGAGACGGCGCGCCUCGGCCGCCGUGACAUCGCCGUGUCGUGGCGCGGCACGAUCACCCGGCUCGAGUGGGUGGCCGACCUGACGGCCAACCAGAAGCGGCUCAGCGAGCUGGGCGUGCCGUGCCCGGACCCCGACGUGAAGGUGGAGAUGGGGUUCGCGGAGCUGUACACGGGCAAGGACGCGGCCUGCCGUUUCUGCAGGUACUCGGCGCGGGAGCAGGCGCUCGCCGAGGUGCGGAAGCAGGUGGAGCUGUACCACGGCAGGGGCGAGCAGGUGAGCGUGACGGUCACCGGCCACAGCCUGGGCAGCGCGCUGGCGAUGCUCAACGCCUUCGACGUCGCGGAGACGGGCGCGAACGCGUCGCCGGACGGCAGGAAGGCGCCGGUCUGCGUGUUCUCCUUCGCGGGGCCGCGCGUCGGGAACCUCAGGUUCCGGGAGCGGUUCCAGCGGGAGCUCGGCGUGCGGGCGCUGCGUGUCUUCAACGUGCACGACGGCGUGCCCAAGGUGCCUGGCGUGUUCUUCAACGACGCGGCGUUCCCGGAGGCGGUGCUGCGGGUGGUGGACGGGCUGGGCGCGGGCGGCGUGUACACGCACCUGGGCGUGCCUCUGGCGUUGGACCACAAGGUGUCGCCGUUCCUCAAGGAGACCAUGGACAUCUCGUGCUACCACAACCUGGAGGCGCACCUGCACCUGCUGGAUGGCUACCGUGGCUCCGGCGAGGGGUUCCAGCUCCGCGGGAGAGACCCCGCGCUGGUAAACAAGUCGGCCGAUUUCCUCCGCGACGAGCACAUGGUGCCGCCCGUUUGGUACCAGGCGGAGAACAAGGGCAUGGUCAGGACGGAGGACGGGCGGUGGGUGCUGCCGCCGCGCCAUAGGGACAUCGACGAGCACCCGGAUGACACUGACCACCACCUCCAGCAGCUCGGUGUCAUUCUCACCGCAUCAACCUAGUGAAACGAUGGUUAAUUGAUGUCAUGGUGCAUCGCACAUAGAGGUGCCACGUUCUUUAGUCAAUCCGAGCAAAAAAAAUGAAAACCUCACCAUAAAGCUUGGUGGAGAACAACAUAUACACUAGUAAAAAAGGAUCAU